UGGUUGGUUGCUAGGCAACUUGGUAAACUGAAGGGGGAAACCUGUUUGAAAUCUCACUCCCAAGGUGGGGGCAGCAGGGGUCAGGGUGAGCCAGGCUGAGCAGGAGCUGGGUCAGACUGUUGGGUGUGACCGUGUGAGACUGUGCAGACAGUGACAGACAGGGCGACCGUCACCUAGACUCCACACUGUUUGCCGUGUUCCAGCAGCACGGGGACCAUUACUCAGCUCUGAGGGGAGCAGGAACCUGCCCCUCCCCUCCCCAGGGCUCCCCAGGAGGCAGGCAACCCAGUUGCCAGAAUCAAGGACACACACGAAAGAGUAAAGGUGUCAAAAAAUAUACAGUCGUUACCUUUGGUAUUGCCGUUAGAUGCAGGGCACGGCAAGGGUCUUAUUCAUUCAGCAGCUGUCGCUGGGCUUGUUUCUCCAUUUGUCUGCUCUGUCUUUGGGGGUGGGGGACGAGUGUGUCAUUUGAAGCAGUGACUCCUCCUUCCUCCACCUAACACCUUCCCAAACACUGAGAAUGGGGGGUCUUUGAAGAGAUACUGCCAGCAGGGGAUGUGAUUUUGGACCUCACAAAGGGAAGGGACGAAAGGCCUGUGGAGGCUUGAGAGAGGAGAGGAAUGUCACCCCUGCCCAGAGGUGCUGAAAGCCAGGGCUCUUACCCCCGAAAAGGCAACUCCUCCCUUCCCCCAGGAUAAUUGGAAACAGCCCUUCCUGCAGCAGUGCCGGUUUGGGGUUGUAGGUAUGCCCCUGCCUCUCCCAGCCCGGCUUCUCCGCCCCCCCCGCCUUAGGAAAGGCCCAAGUGUAUCCCCUAAACUCCUGUCUUCCACUAACCCCCAGGUUACCAGCACAUGGUCCAUGGAGUGGUGACAAAAGAGACCCCAGGAGUGGUAGUUGAGCAGCCUGGGUUUGGUCUCUAGCUUUAUCCUAGACUUCCUGUGUGACCUUGGGCAAGUCAUGGGGGUCUCCCUGAGCCUCAGUUUCCUCAUCACUGCAAUGGGAUCGUUAGCUCUGCCCCUCCCACUUCACACAGGUAGUCGUGACAAUCAGCUCCGCCGCACUUUGUAAAGUGCCAAGCCUUCAAGGUUAUUAUUAUUCUCUCCAGACCUGCCGGGAGCAGCAGUGUUGUUUUGGGAUGGAGGAGGAGGCUGCAGGAGCGCAAGGGGUGGGUUCCUCGGGGUGGAGAGGGCGAGAGCCUUUCUGGAUUCGAGAGAGGAAGAUUCCAGCAGCUUGGGCGAUCGGAGGGCAGGAGGGGAGACGGGCAGAACUCAGCCGGAGCCAGAGGCUCGGAGAGACAAAGGGGGCGUGAGAGCUCGCGCCGGGGGCUAAGGCGGGGCGGCGGGCGGGAGGUGCGCGAGGUGAGGGAGGUGUGGGGGGCGUGGGCCGCGGGAUGCUGCCGCCCGCUCCGCCUCGAGCUCCAGCUCCGGUUUUUCCCUCCACCAUCCUCUCCCCCUCCCCGCCUCUCCUUUAACUCCCCCCUCCUGGGCUCGGGACUGGUUUCCUCCCUUAGCCCGCUGCCCUCAAUCCCGGCGAGGCUGGGGCUCCGGCUCGGCGCCCCCUUCCUCGCUCCGUGGUCCGGCGCCCCAUGCCGCCCCCGCCCAGACCCCGGCUCCCUCAGUCCCCCACUUAGGCGGGCUCACAGAUCCCGGGGUGCUGGCGCGUGGGCCGGGGGCGCGUAGGGCGCCUGCAGACGGCCCCUGGAAGGGCUCUGGUGGUACUGAGCGCUCUGCUGCGGGGGCGCGGGCACAGCAGGAAGCAGGUCCGCGUGGGCGCUGGGGGCAUCAGCCACCGGGGUGGUCCGGGCUGAAGAGCCGGGCAGCCAAGGCAGCCACCCCAAGGGGUGAGCGACUUUGGGGGAGUUGGUGCCCCGCCCCCCAGGCCUUGGCGGGGUCAUGGGGCCCCCCCAUUCUGGGCCGGGGGGCGUGCGAAUCGGGGCCCUGCUGCUGCUGGGCGUUUUGGGGCUGGUGUCUGGGCUCAGCCUGGAACCUGUCUACUGGAACUCGGCGAAUAAGAGGUUCCAGGCAGAGGGUGGUUAUGUGCUCUACCCUCAGAUCGGGGACCGGCUAGACCUGCUCUGCCCCCGGGCCCGGCCUCCUGGCCCCCACUCCUCUCCUAAUUAUGAGUUCUACAAGCUGUACCUGGUAGGGGGUGCCCAGGGCCGGCGCUGUGAGGCACCCCCUGCUCCAAACCUCCUUCUCACUUGUGAUCGGCCAGACCUGGAUCUCCGCUUCACCAUCAAGUUUCAGGAGUACAGCCCUAACCUCUGGGGUCACGAGUUCCGCUCGCACCACGAUUACUACAUCAUUGCCACAUCCGAUGGGACCCGGGAGGGCCUGGAGAGCCUGCAGGGAGGUGUGUGCCUAACCAGAGGCAUGAAGGUGCUUCUCCGAGUGGGACAAAGUCCCCAAGGAGGGGCUGCUCCCCGAAAACCUGUGUCUGAAAUACCCAUGGAAAGAGACCGAGGGGCAGCCCACAGCCUGGAGCCUGGGAAGGAGAAUGUGCCAGGUGACCCCACCAGCAAUGCAACCUCCCGGGGUGCUGAAGGCCCCCUGCCCCCUCCCAGCAUGCCCGCAGUGGCUGGGGCAGCAGGGGGGCUGGCGCUGCUCUUGCUGGGCGUGGCAGGGGCUGGGGGUGCCAUGUGUUGGCGGAGACGGCGGGCCAAGCCUUCGGAGAGUCGCCACCCUGGUCCUGGCUCCUUCGGGAGGGGAGGGUCUCUGGGCCUGGGGGGUGGAGGGGGGAUGGGACCUCGGGAGGCUGAGCCUGGGGAGCUAGGGAUAGCUCUGCGGGGCGGCGGGGCCACCGAUCCCCCGUUCUGUCCCCACUAUGAGAAGGUGAGCGGUGAUUACGGGCAUCCUGUGUAUAUAGUGCAGGAUGGGCCCCCCCAGAGCCCUCCAAACAUCUACUACAAGGUAUGAGGGCUCUCCCCAUGUGGCUCUCCUGGAUCCAGCCCUUCUUGGGGUGCUCCUCCAGUUUAAUUCCUGGUUUGAGGGACACCUCUAACAUCUCCUCGGCCCCCUGUGCCCUAUAAGCCCCUUCGCUCCUCCCCGCUGCUGUCCUCGUGUCCACUUUCAGGAUUCCUUAGGAUUCUCACUGUACCACCUCCUGCCCUCCCGUUUGGCCAUGGGUGCCCUCCUCUGUCUCAGUGUCCCUGGGUCCUAUUCCCUUGGGGAGGGGCCCAGGCUCAGCCUCCUCUCUGACUGUGACCCAGGCAUCCUUGUCCCCCCACCCACCCAGAGCUAGGGGCGGGAACGGUCCACCAUUUGGUUGGCACCGCUUCUUUCUGCUUCUCACUGGUUUUCUCUUCUCUCUAUCACUUAUUCUUUCCUUCUCUUCUGUCUCUAGGUCUGUUCUUCCCUAGCAUCCUCCUCCCCACAUCUCCUUUCACCCUCUUGGCUUCUUAUCCUGUGCCUCUCCCAUCUCCCGGGCAGGGGCAUCAAAGCACUUCUCCCCUUAGCUAUCAGCCCCCUUCCGACCUCUCAUACCAACCAUUCCCCUCAGUCUGCCAAAAAUGGGGGCCUUAUGGGGAAGGCUCUGGCACUCCACCCCAGCUCAGGGCUUGGCAGCAGGGCUCCCUUCUCUGCCCUGGCCCAGGCCUUUACAUACUUACUCCAGCCAUUUGGGGUGGUUGGGUCAUGACAGCUACCAUGAGAAGAAGUGUCCUGUUUUGUCCAGUGGCCAAUAGCAAGAUAUGAACCGGUCGGGACAUGUACGGACUUGGUCUGAUGCCGAAUGGGCCACUUGGGACAGGAAGUGACUUGCUCCAGACAAGAGGUGACCAGGCCUGGACAGAAAUGGCCUGGGAAGUAGAAGCAGUGCAGCAGGAACUGGAAGUGCCUUCAUCCAGGACAGGAAGUAGCACUUCUGAAAUAGGAAGUGGUCUGGCUGGAACUCCAAGUGGCUUAGUCUGGGGGAUCGGGGGGGGGGGGGGGGAGGUGGAUGGUUCUUACUCUGUGGAGAAGAAGGGCGGGAAGAACUUCCUGUUGGAGGAGGAAGCUGGAACUUACUGACUGUAAGAGGACAGAGGUGGACCGAGAAGGACUUUCCCAGUAUUCAGUGGCACUUCCCAAGAUCUCCCUUUCCUUGUGCUCUGUGCUGAUUUUAGGACAGCUAAGAUGACUGCCAUGUGCUGUGGCAGGCCCAAUUUGUCUUGUUCUUUCCUUUCCAUUAUCCCAGUAUAAUCUCUGUUAAUCAACAGGACUACCCCAAGAACCCAUGUGUUCUCCCCGAGUAACCCAGAUGGGUGUCUUGCUCAUUCCAUCCUCCAUUUCUGACUCCUUUCAGACUCAACACAGUUCCCUUCUUAGUAACCAAAAUGGUGGCCUGCUGGCUGGUCUAGCUGACAGUGGUACUUAGCAAAGGCCGCUGUUUCCAUGGUGACCAGCUGAUACCUCUUCCUGCCGUCUAGUGUGCAGCUGGGUGUUGCCUCAGUUUCCUCCCAGCUCAGUUUUAUUAGAUAAAAGCUGCCGUUGGGCACCAAGUUGGCCACCUCAGUCACCAGCCAAGAUGGUUGCUUUGUCCACCAGAGGUCAAGUCACUGCUCUGGUGCUGUAGUUCCCAGCUUCUUCCUGAUUUUUCUAAUCGCUCCUUCUGGGGAACAGGAAGUUGAUAUUGCCAUGGUGGCGGGGUCUUCCGUCACCUCACUAGUUUUACUGUAAAAGGGAAAUUUGAACAACAAAAACCAAAAAAAUAAAAAAUAAAAAACUUCAAAAGUUGACAA
Cebus imitator (Panamanian white-faced capuchin) is the source of this 4717-nucleotide messenger RNA. It is a transcript of the gene EFNB3, whose product is annotated as ephrin B3. Gene Ontology annotation, molecular function: ephrin receptor binding. The record is from RefSeq and is a predicted model, not a curated record. Gene Ontology annotation, biological process: ephrin receptor signaling pathway; axon guidance. The coding region runs from base 1893 to 2915 and encodes 340 amino acids. The transcript has 5 exons. NCBI's taxonomy places the organism in Eukaryota, Metazoa, Chordata, Mammalia, Primates, Cebidae. Gene Ontology annotation, cellular component: plasma membrane.